AGCAGGGCCAUGUAGUGAAGAACAAGAAGUUCAUGGACCGGAUACAGGAUAUGAAAUUGGCCUUUUCGGAGGAUUUAAUAACUGGUUCCAGCUUAUGUUCUUCACUUCAGGCCUUGCUAGGUGUGCCUAUUGUGAGUGUAGGGUUUAUACAAUCUGCUGAUGAACCUGCAGUCCCGUGUUCAUCUCGUUCAUCAAAGAGGAUCCAACAUGGCGGUGAUCCAACGACUGAGCUGGCUCCCUCGCUUGGACCGGGGCUGCUGGUGCUGCCCUCUGGAGACGUUCUGUUUGGUCUUUGGGUACUUUUCUGUGGUGACGAGCCUGGUCGUUAUGGUGGCGAUGUUAGUGGCCAUCUCAGUCGGUACUCCUUACGAUUGGGGCUUCCUGAUCGUCGCUAGAGUGAUUUUGGCCAUGACUUUCGAGGGCUUCAUCUGCUUCGUGCUCUCUGUCAUCUGUAUCAUGGGAGUG
Molecule: messenger RNA, 465 nt
Organism: Thrips palmi
Lineage: Eukaryota; Metazoa; Arthropoda; Insecta; Thysanoptera; Thripidae
Exons: 4
Coding region: 33-395 (120 amino acids)
Source: RefSeq, a predicted model, not a curated record